AUGUCUUCUAUUAACAGAUCCAAAUCUCUGUAUGGCACCUCUAGCGUGUCUGAUCUGUCCUCAAUCGGUGUCCAGCACGAAGGGGUUUCUGACUCAAGAAGAAGACAGUCCAAAAGAGACGAUGCCAUCAGGAGAAAGAUAGAAAGUGAUUUGAGCAAGAAAAGACGUGGUGCUGCCAAGGUAUCCCGCCAGCGCAAAGCCACCCCUGGUACAGUGCUCGCGUUGAAGCCAUCGGAGGCGGUGACUUGUAAGCCAUCCACUACGGUAUUUGAGGCUUCCCAAUUGAUGACAGCUAAGCGGGAAAAUUGUAUUUUAGUAGUUGGAGAGGAUGGUGAACUCUUAGGUAUCUUCACCGCAAAGGACUUAGCCUUCAGGGUUGUGGGCUCUAACCUCAACGCCAAUGUCAUCACCAUUGACCAGAUCAUGACUCCUAAUCCUUUGUGCACAAAUGCCAAUGAUCCUGCUUCCGAUGCUCUCACGGUUAUGAUUCAAAAACGGUUUCGUCAUUUACCAGUUUUAGACAAUAGGGACCGAAUUGUAGGGGUGUUAGAUAUAACCAAGUGCUACUCCCAGCAAAUGGAGAAGUUGGAGAGAAUGCACGAAUCUUCAAAGAGAUUGUACGAAGCUUUCGACACAGUUCACUCCGAAAUGGCAGUAGUACAACAGCCACUUCAAGUAUUCCAAUACUUUGAGGAGUUAAAGAGCAAGAUGAACGGUCCAACUUUGGAUACCGUGUUGGACUCCAGAACCGUCCCUAUCUACUGCUCGAUAAAAACUACUGUUUAUGAGGCGACUGUUUUGAUGAAAGAGAAUAACACCACUGCUGUUCUUGUAAAGGAUAAUGAAGAUAAGGUUAACGGGAUUUUUACAUCCAAGGACGUGGUUUUGCGAGUCAUUGCUGCCGGUUUGACCCCCAAGAACUGUUCUAUCGUCAGGGUUAUGACUCCGCAGCCGGACGUAGCUCGUCAUGAUCUUUCCAUUCAAGAAUCUUUGAGGAAGAUGUUCGAUGGUCACUAUUUAAACUUACCUGUUGUGGGGGAUUCCGGUGAUAUAAUUGGGAUCGUUGAAGUGUUAAAGUUAACCUACGCUACGCUAAACCAAAUUAAGCAAGUCAAAGAUCAAGAGAGUCCUGAGAUCGUUUCGGAAGCAAAAAGUGGUGGAGCUGAAGGACCCGCUUGGAAUAAGUUUUGGACAUCAUUAGACAACGAUGCUGAUUCAGUUAAUUCAGAUUCCUUGGUGGUCGACUCCAGUGGUAGGCCCCAAACACCAACCAAUUUGACUUCUCAGGCUGGCCUCACUUCAUCGGAUUUGAACCUUGAUAUCAAGCCAUCUGAUUCUAUCUCUCAUAUUGAAACUCCUCAAAAGAGCAGAACAAGUCUUUUAGACUCUCUUGACGAGUCAUUUGUAUUGAAGUUCAAAUCUCCUGCCAAUGAAAACCGAGUCCAUCGGAUUUCCAUUAAGCCUACUGAUGGCUUGACAAAAUUAAGAGAAUUGAUAGACGAAAAGUUACAUCCUAAAGACUUUCAGUACCUUAGAGUGACAAAAGUUAAUGAUGACGGAAAGACAUACGCCAUAAGCUAUGUUGAUGAUGAAGGGGAUAUUGUGUCAAUCACCUCAGAUAAUGAUUUGCUUGACUGCGUGAAGAUCAACUUGAGACUCGCCAGCCAUAAGGCUAACUUAUAUUUACAUAAUCCCCACGAGCCAGCACCCAUAGAAAACAUCAAGAUUAGAAAACCCAAAAGACCUAGACGGGUAUCUGAGAAUGGGUUUUUUGGUGUUCCCAACGAAGUCUUGAUACCUGGCGUGCUUUUGGUAUUGGCAACUGCCACAUUGAUAGGAUAUUCCGUGAACAAAAGGUGA
This is a messenger RNA of Yamadazyma tenuis ATCC 10573, 1860 nucleotides long. RefSeq lists its product as uncharacterized. NCBI's taxonomy places the organism in Eukaryota, Fungi, Ascomycota, Pichiomycetes, Serinales, Debaryomycetaceae. The record is from RefSeq and is a predicted model, not a curated record. Gene Ontology annotation, molecular function: protein binding.